UGCCUGUAAUGGCGCGAUGACAAAAAAGAAGAUGAGCAAGAUGACCGUGGGGUGGGGGGGGGUCGGGGGGGGGGUGGAAGGAGGAUGAUGAACGAGAGGAGUAGUAGAAGGAAGAAGGAGAAGAACAGGGGGAGAGGGGGGAGGACGAGGAGGACGGCGACGAUGAGGAUCAAGAAAAAGAAGAAGAGGACGAGGAGAACCGGGAUGUGAGAGAUAUCACGGAGGAGGAGGAAGAGGAGGAGCACAAAGGAGAGAGUUGUGUAGGAGGAGGAGGAGGAGCAGGAGGAGAGAUAUGGUGGACGAGAAGGAGGAGGAAGAAGAGGAGGAGGAGGAAUAGGAAAAAGGACAAGUGGAGGAGGACGACCACGAUGAGGAAGAAGAAGAAGAGGACGAGGAGGACCGGGAUGUGAGAGAUAUGGCGGCACAGGAGGAAGAGGAGGAGCAAGAGCAGAGAGAGAUGGCGGAGGAGGAGGAGGAGCAGGAGGAGAGAGAUAUGACGGACAUGGCGAACAAGAAGGAGGAAGAGGAGGAGGAGGAGGACGAAGGAGAAGAGGAGGAGGAGGAGGAGGAGGAGGAGGAGGAGGAGGAGGAGGAGGAGGACGAAGGAGAAGAGGAGGAGGAGGAGGAGGAUGUCGAAGUUCAUUAUGACGAGCCGACCGAGGAACACGAGGAGGAGGAGGAGGACUUAAGGAGGAGAAGGACAAGAAGAGGAGGAGGAAGGAGAAUAGGUGGAAAGGAAAAGGAUGAGGUGGGGAGAUAUGGCCGAGAAGGACGAGGAGGAGGAGAUAUGGCGGCGGCGGCGGUGGAGGAGGAGGAGGACGACAGAGAUAUGGCGCCGGGGGAGGAGGAGGAGAGAGAUAUGGCGACGACGGAGGAGGAGGACGAGGAGGACACAUAUGGCAGAGAAAGAGGAGGAGGAAAAGGAGGAGGAGGAGGAGGAGAGAAGAAGAAAACGACGAAAGGAGGAGAAGGAGGAGGAGGAGGAGGAGGAGAAGGAGAGGAAAAAUAUGAAAGGAGGAAGAAGCAGCCGUGCGACGAUGACAGAACUCGGGGAGGAGGAGACAGAGGAGGAGGAGGAGAGAAGAAGAAGACGACGAGAGGAGGAGGAGGAGGAGGAGAGAAGAAGAAGACGAUGAAAGGAGGAGGAGGAGGAGGAGGAGGAGGAGAGAAGAAGAAGAACACGAAAGGAGGAGGAGGAAAAAACUCACUAUGUCCGAGUUUGUCACGCUGCCAAAAAAAAGAAAAUGUGCCACGUGGCACCAUUUUAGAGGACGAGGAGGGGGAGGAGGGGGAGGAGUAGGAAGAAGAAGAGGAGGAGGAGGACAAGUACAAGGAGGAGACAAAGGACGAAGAGGAGGAUUGGGCGGGCGCUCAGGGGACAUCUCUCUCUCUUACCUCGAGUGCUGAUGUGGUGAUAGCUCCUCCCGGUGAUGGUGGUGACACCACGGCGUCUCCAAGCAACGGCAGCGAUGGGGGUCCAGGCGCGAGCAGCAACGGUC
Chara braunii is the source of this 1499-nucleotide messenger RNA. NCBI's taxonomy places the organism in Eukaryota, Viridiplantae, Streptophyta, Charophyceae, Charales, Characeae. The record is from the annotation of a GenBank genome assembly.